UCUUCCCCAACUCUAACUACUACCUCCUCUUUUACUUUUUCCUCUAUCUCCCUUACUUUCUGUUCUACAUUUGUAUCUCUCCCAUUUCCCUCCGACAUUCCUAACUGCUUUAUUCUGCAUUCCAUCUCUUUCAUUCUAUUUUCCAACUGCCUUACUUCCUUAUCCCGUUGAUUUUCUCUGUUCUUUAUUUCUCUCCCUAAUCUCCUGCAUUUCUUCCGCCCUUUUUUUCUUAUUCCUUUGCAUGCCUGCUUUUAUAUCUCUUACUUCUGCCACUUGCUGAGCUGUCACCUUUUGGAUUCCCUCACUACAUGCUUUUGUAUUUGUUCCAAUUCGGUUUUCCGCCCUCCCCCUUUCCUCUCUUUCCCCACUUCCUAAUUUCAUCUCUGUUCUAAUUAUAUUCCUAAAUUUACCCAACGUUCCUGUUCCCGCUCUUAGUGCCUUCUCCGCCUUUGUCGGCCGCCCUCUCUUUGUCCUUCUCAACUCCGUCCUUCCUUUUCCCAGCGUUCCUACCUUACCGAUCUCUUAUUACAAUUUCGAAAUUUCUAGUUCGGAAUUCUGCCCACCGUUACCUAUUUUCGCCUUGCGUUCAAACCUUCAAACUUUCUGUCCUUUAAACGACUGCCUUAUACCCUUUUUGUCCGUUAUCCUAUUCCCCUCCUUUAUUUCCCCUUACUCUUAACACUUAUCUACUGUGUAUAACCACACACAUCACUUAUCGUAUUCCUUUAUUUUUAAUACAAAUCACGUUUUCACAUUCUUCUCACUCGCAUACUACGAUCACGCUUUCACGCCACCUAACCAAGUCCCCAAUAUAGAACAUAUACAGGGUGUUAACAAAUAUGUAGGACAUUUUUUCAGGAUCAAGUCUUCAUACCAGUACAAUCGAAAAGUCUGUUACCAUUUUGCGAUCUGAGGCUUCAUUGUUGAGAUAUAAGCGAUUGAAAUUUACAGGCGGACUUCCUGCGCGGGUUGUUUAAAUCCCUGUCAGCUGAAUGUGUGGUCGCACAUGGACGCAUUCACAUCACGUCACAUCGGAGGAAUGAAACAAGAUGGUAAAAGUGAACUUCAAUUUUGCAGUGAGAAAUGUUUGAAUCAGUAUAAAAUGAAUAUUUUUUGCCACGAAACACAAACUUAUUUAAUGCUUCACGGUUUAAACAAUGUGUCUUGCCACGAAGCGGAAAAGGCUAACUUAAUAACACCAGAACUUUGGUUUCGAAGUUGUCAGUCGCCACUGAAUAGCCCAACAGAAGACACAUAUAUAGGAAACGAACACGUAACCCCAACUUUGUUACCACCCCCUCAUGACCGAGAGGAGGAAACAGAACAAACCGAGAUUGAGAGACCAGUAGAAUCAAAUCGAAAAGCGACGAGAAAACGGAACUCAUUUUGCAUUCGAAUAUGUACCAAAGCCAACGAAAAGAACACGAAUUUUCGCACAGAAAUAAAUAAAAACGAUGACAAUGAUAUAAAAGAACCGAUACUGACAAUAGGAGAAAACGAGUUCUGUCAAUUCAUAAAUAAUCAAAAUCAUUGCGAGGUGAGAUGUACAGAAGAAACUGCCCCGAGCAGGAAGAAUUUUAAAAAGUAUCACAGAUUGACAGAUGUUAUAGAUGGCGACCCAUACGAUUGUCAGCAGCGUGAUAAUACAUUUCUUGGAAAAAACAUAUACGUAAAAAAUAUCAAGGAUUUGCAAGAAGUGAGAGAGCGUGAUCCACAAGAAAAUGUGUUAAAAUCAUCGACUUUGUUUUCUAAUUCCACUGCGUCUGCAAUUCAAUGCGAGAAUCCAUUUGUAGUUAAAUCCUUCGGGUAUGAAUCUAAUCGAACAAAGUAUAAAAAACAAACUAGGGCGUCUUUGCAAGGAUUUUCUUCUGUACGCUCUAAUCAAGCCGAAUCCUCCGUUCCAUUGUCGACAACUCUUUUACCUCCUGUCACAAUCCUUGUACCGUAUCCCAUACCUGUGCCUAUACCAAUUCCUAUUCCUAUUCCUAUAACAAGUCCAAUUCCUAGUAAGGUAAUGUCCAGCGAACAGGAAGUUUCUCUAACACCCAAAGACACGAAAUGUGAAAAUUUGAAAUACAACGAUUCAAUAAAAAGCAAAUGUUCCGUGACACAUGAAUCACAAUUGUGUAUAAAUGCAAGCGUAUCGACGAUGGAGAGCUCGCAACAUUCAACUUCAGCGAAACUUUCUUUAACAUUGUCACCUCCUAGCAAUAAGAUCGUGAACAACGAUAACGCGUAUUCGUUAAAACAUAAUACAAAAUUCUCAAGAAAACGGAACCGUUCAAAUGAAACCAUUAAUCGCGAGCACGAAGAUCUUCAGUUGAAGAAAAGGAAUAAAUUCAUAACAGCUUGAGGAAAAGACAACUUUUAAAUAAAUAUUUUUUGAUAUGAUAUAUAUAAAUUAAGCGAACAUUCUUUUCCAUAUACGAUAAAUAAUUUAAACAUAUAAGCUAUAUUUUUUAUAGCAAUUGAAUAUUUAAUGAAACGCGAUAAUUUUAUUGUUUCAAUGAAAUAAAAUUAUAUUUUGCAAUUACAACAUAACUUAUUAAUAAUUCCUAUCAAAUUAUACUUAUCGGUGCAGGGAGCAAUUUCAACAGUUGGUGUUUGCCACCCUUAAAAG
Hylaeus anthracinus is the source of this 2620-nucleotide messenger RNA. RefSeq lists its product as uncharacterized. The coding region runs from base 1007 to 2353 and encodes 448 amino acids. Gene Ontology annotation, cellular component: nucleus. Lineage: Eukaryota; Metazoa; Arthropoda; Insecta; Hymenoptera; Colletidae. Gene Ontology annotation, biological process: animal organ development. The transcript is spliced from 2 exons. The record is from RefSeq and is a predicted model, not a curated record.